UCGGCCAUUCACACACAAAUUCGCCCCCUCUUUCUCUCUCCCCCUGCAGACUGCAUCACCUCGAAACAAGCAACUCUCACUGUAGAAAGCCAGCCAAGCUCAAACAGUCGUUUUGGACCUUACUUCCCCUCUCUCACUUACCGCGUCUCAUUUGCUUUCUUCCUCAACGUUUCUCCACUCCCGUCACUCCAUUCUUACCGUCGCCAGCCCACUUUGGAGUGAGAGAGAGAGAGCGAUGGAAGCAAUGCCGCCAGCCCAUCACUUCCUCUUGCUCCUCUUCCUCUUCUCCUUCACCCCUGCCCUCGCGCGCAGACUCCUCCACCAUCCCUUCUUCCCACUUACCUCUUCUUGGCCUCCUGCACAACCCCCGUCCAUUACCUUCCCCAAAUAUCCGUCCUCAACCAGUCAAAAACCCUUCUUUCCUUCCAACCCCACCCCUCCUCCACCACCACCUCCACCCAUCUCUGCUUCGUCAUCCCUUCCUACCUUCCCGGCCAACAUUUCUUCUCUGAUCACACCUUCUUCCCGUUCUCCUACUACCAAACUUCUCCAAGCCAUCGCCUUUCCCAUUCUCUCCCUCGCGCUUCUAUCUCUUCUCCUCCUUCUCUAUCUCUUCUUCCGCCGAAGAAGCCGGCCAGACAACGCCAAUGAAGACUCCGAUAGCGACCGCCUUUUUCCUCCCAACUCUGCUGCUUCCGACCGCAAACCUUCGGCAAACUCUGGACCUGUGAGCUCCGAGUUUCUUUACCUGGGCACUCUUGUGAACUCCCGUGGCCAGGAAGACAGUUCCAGCGCGCCUCCACUAUUUCCGCCGCCGGCGAGCUCUCCCGAGCUCCGACCUCUACCGCCACUUACUCGCCAUGUUCGGAAGGGGAAUGGCGAUGGGGGCUUCUCUUCAGAGGAGGAGUUUUACUCCCCAAGCGGUUCUCCUGGUGAGAAGCGGGGUGCUGAUUUCAAGCAUGGAUCGAGCUCAAAAUUGAAUUUUUUUGUGGCUGCGCCUCUUCCUGAGAAACGCGGGUCGACCGUUUCGACGCUGAGCACUCCCUCCUAUCCAUCUUCGAAUGUUGCGUCUUCACCUUCAUCUUCGCCACCUAUUGGCUCUAGCCCGGGAAGAUCAAGCUACAUGCCACCAACUGUUUCCAUUUUCCGGCCGCCGCAGCCGCCUCCUCCGCCUCGUGCGCCGACCUCGCUUCGUCCGAUGACUCCUUCGCCUCCAAAAAGGAGACCCCUUUCCUCUUCUCCGCCAUUUUCUCCAUCGAAUAAGGUACCAGAUAUGUUAUCAAGUCAGAACCAUUGGUCGCCUAGGAGCAUUGGGGAGUUUGCAAGAAACCCUUUUGUCGUUCUUCCGCCAGCGCCUCCUCCUCCUCCAUCCGCCCAGCAGUCAUAUGGCGUGGUGUUUUCCACUGACACACAUGGAGGUUGCGCUAUGGGAAGGAGUGAGGAAACACCAAAGCCCAAGCUGAAGCCUUUGCAUUGGGAUAAGGUCAAGGCGAGCUCCGAUAGAGCAAUGGUUUGGGAUCAGAUGAAAUCUAGCUCAUUCCAGUUGAAUGAGGAGAUGAUUGAGACCUUAUUUGUUUAUGAUGCAAAAACCAUGGCACCGGACGGUGGGAGGAGGAUGAUUUCUUCUGCUGCAGUGCAAGAGAAUAGAGUGCUGGAUCCGAAGAAGUCUCAGAACAUUGCCAUUCUGCUUAGAGCACUGAAUGUAACCAAGGAGGAAGUUUGUGAGGCGCUCUUGGAUGGUAACAGUGAUACUCUUGGUAAUGAACUUCUGGAGACAUUACUGAGAAUGGCUCCAAGCAAAGAUGAAGAGCAUAAACUGAGAGAGUACAAUGAUAAUUCCCCUUUUAAGCUCGGACCAGCGGAAAAAUUUCUCAAGGCGGUGCUCAACACUCCGUUCGCCUUCAAAAGAGUUGAAGCGAUGCUCUACAUUGCCAAUUUUGACUCUGAAGCUAAUUACCUUAAAAAAUCAUUUGCAACUCUUGAGACAGCCUGUGAAGAGCUAAGGAGUAGCCGCCUUUUCCUAAAGCUUCUCGAGGCUGUUCUCAAAACCGGUAACCGUAUGAAUGUCGGAACGAAUCGCGGCGAUGCACAUGCCUUCAAGCUCGAUACACUCCUCAAACUAGUCGACGUGAAGGGUACCGACGGUAAGACCACUCUCCUUCAUUUUGUUGUUCAAGAAAUCAUCAGGGCCGAGGGUUCCCGCAAUUCCGCUGCCAAAGUUCGCUCGAACACGGUUGGAGAUGAUCUCGAAUGCAGACGACUUGGUCUCCAACUUGUCUCUGGACUCGGGAACGAACUCAGUAAUGUGAAAAGUUCCGCCGGUAUGGACUGCGAUGGGCUUAGUGGCUCGGUGCAGAAGCUCGCCGGAGGCAUCAGAAAAGUUCGAGAGGUGCUCAGACUAAAUGAAGCUCUGAGACCAGCAGACAAUAGUCAGAGGUUUCAUGAUUCCAUGAUGGGAUUUCUGAAAAAGGCUGAGGCUGAAAUAGUUAAGCUUCAAGUUCAGGAGAGCGUUGCGUUUGCACUGGUGAGGGAGAUAACUGAAUAUUUUCAUGGGAACUCGGCGAAAGAAGAAGCUCACCCUUUCAGAAUCUUCAUGAUUGUGAGGGAUUUCCUCAACAUUCUGGAUCAGGCCUGUAAAGAGAUUGGGAGGAUUAACGAGAGAACGUUUAUCGGCUCGGUUCGUCAGCCGUCGGCUCAAGUAGGCCAAAUGGCUCCACCAGUCUUUCCUAAGUUUCAGGGAAUGAGGUCUGGGAGUUCUGAUGAUGAGAACUCCUCGUAAGCUUAGGCUUAGUUCCUUGAAAGUUGGAUGUUUGUUCCUACAUGAUGGUUGAAGUUUUGAUUGGCUGCAAAGCUUGUAGGGCUGUUAGAAGCAGGUUUUGUAGCCAAGAGCAUGUAGAAUAUGAACUUGUGUUUCUGUGCUGAAUUAUAUGACCAUGUAUACAUGAUGGGAAUUUAUUGAGAUGAUUUUGUUUUGCAGUUUAGGAGUGAUUUGUUAUUUAGUAAAUUGGGUAGUAUAACGUUCAAUGCUGAAAUA
Messenger RNA from Phalaenopsis equestris, 3034 nucleotides. RefSeq names its product formin-like protein 1. Gene Ontology annotation, biological process: actin cytoskeleton organization; actin nucleation. The record is from RefSeq and is a predicted model, not a curated record. Gene Ontology annotation, molecular function: actin filament binding. The coding region runs from base 236 to 2779 and encodes 847 amino acids. Lineage: Eukaryota; Viridiplantae; Streptophyta; Magnoliopsida; Asparagales; Orchidaceae. The transcript has 4 exons.